Messenger RNA from Phragmites australis (common reed), 3040 nucleotides. RefSeq lists its product as uncharacterized. The transcript has 7 exons. Gene Ontology annotation, molecular function: lipid binding. The coding region runs from base 76 to 2511 and encodes 811 amino acids. The record is from RefSeq and is a predicted model, not a curated record. Lineage: Eukaryota; Viridiplantae; Streptophyta; Magnoliopsida; Poales; Poaceae. Gene Ontology annotation, cellular component: endoplasmic reticulum.
CAAUCCGGUCCUCCCACCACAAAAAACUCGACCGACGAACAAUAUUACACUCAGGUCCACGUCGCCGGCGCGGCCAUGCCCAUGGCCUUCCUUUUAGGUUUCCUCCUCGGCCUCCUGUCGCUGCUGGCGCUGGAGGUGGCGGCGGUACUAUUUCUCAUCCGCCGUCUCCGCCGCAGGCAGGAGGCGGAGGGCUCGCCCCCACCGCCGGACGCCGACGAACUGCCCGGCGAACGCCCGUUCCCGUAUGAGAAGCAGGGUUUUCUGUGGAUACUAGAGCCAGAAAAAAUACCGAAGGCUACUAAUGAACGUUCAUCGAUUGGAGGUCCCAAAGAGACGAAGGACAAAAAGAAUAUCGUGGAGGUUUUCCCUGCAAAGAAGUUGGCUAAAAUCAAGGGACACUCACUUACUUUGUCUGGUCCUGAUGGCUCCCAGGCAACCAUUGAGCUUCUGAAUUGCGCGGUCCUUGCUGUUUCUGCAUCAAGUAUGCCCUCGCGUAAAUGGGCUAAGAGGUAUCCCAUAAAAUUAGAAAGCAAGGAAUGUGACAUUUAUAAUGGAAGCAAGGUGUGCUAUCUUUAUACUGACACUUCCUGGGAGAAGGAAUCAUGGUGUAAAGCACUUCGUAUUGCAGCUACUGCCGACAAAGAGAAAUUGAACUGGCAUGCUAAGCUGAGUGAAGAGUUCCUUAAUUACAUAUCAUCGUUGAAUUCCGAAUACCCAUGUUUCUUAAAGCCCCCAGUAUUGUCCGGUGAGGACCAUGAGGCUAUGGGCAGGAUAGUAAAGACUGAUGGAUCUUCAAAAGUCCGUCUUUUCCUCAAGAAGUUGGCAAAGAAGGCAUCCACAAAGGCUCCCUUAGAGGGUAAAACAAGUUUGGGCUCGUCAGUGCAGGGAGAAAAAAGGAUACUUGAUAAACUACGCAGCUAUCAGGGUACACCAUUUAUUGAAGCAUUAAUAGGUCCACAAGGGGACAAGUCCGGCAGCACUUCAUUGCAAGAUACAGUGAAAGCCACUGCCCCAGCUGCUGCUUUGAGCCACACUGAUCAGCUUUCAGCUUCACCUGAUGUAAAUGCAGAUGAUCGAGUUGCCGAUGAAGGCACACUUUGUUGGAACCUACUAUCUUCACGGUUGUUUUUCGAUGCUAAAAUGAGUGAUGAGAUAAACAAGGCCAUCAAAGCACGUAUUCAGAGAACACUGUCAAAUAUGAGGACCCCUGCUUACAUGGGUGAAAUUACACUAGCUGACUUCAGUCUUGGAAAACUUCCACCUUAUGUACAUGCGAUGAGAGUCCUUCCACUGGAUUUGAAUGAGUUGUGGGCCUUUGAAGUUGAUUUUGAAUAUUCGAGUGGAAUACUGUUGAAUGUUGAAACAAGGCUCGAGGUUCAGGAACCUGAAUUGCAAAAGGACAUAAUGAAAACUGGCUUUGGAGCAGACUCUGAUGGAGAAGUUAAUUCAGAUUUUCUUGAGAGUAUUGAACAGUAUGGUAACCAAUUUAGAGAUUCACAAAACUCAGUUUCUUCAGCGGAGGAAAAAGAUGAAGCAGAUGCAUCAAGUCAGUUAAAGAGCACUGGAUGGACAUCUGCUUAUGUUUCAAGAUGGAAAAAUAUAUUGCAUUCAAUAGCCGAUCAUGUCUCACAGGUUCCACUUUCUCUGGCGAUAAGAAUUUCAUCUGUCCGAGGUGUCUUGCGAAUACACCUGAAGCCCCCUCCUUCUGAUCAAAUUUGGUAUGGAUUUACGUCAAUGCCUGAUCUAGAGUGGGAGUUGGAAUCUUCUAUUGGGGAUAGGAAAAUCAGCAACAGUCAUAUCGCUACACUUAUCGGUAGCAGAUUCAAGGCUUCGCUUCGUGAUAGCUUAGUACUUCCAAACUGUGAAAGCAUUCCCAUGCCAUGGAUGUUGGCAGAAAAGGAUGACUGGGUACCACGCAAGGAUGCGCCUUUUAUUUGGCUCAAUCACGAGCCCACUGAGAUCAGAAGCCAUGCUGCAGUAAUAGUGUCAACCCAGCCUGAGGAAUCUGGUGUGAAGGAUGAUGCUAGUAACAAAGACGCGACACUUUGUUUGCCCAAUUCGUCAGCUGGGAGCGAGGAAUCACUGAAAACAGUGGCAUCCAUUGAUGAGCCAAAACAAGAGCCUGUGGCAGAAGCAUCACAUAUGCAGUCUUGGUCGCCUCCAGCUAGCGAACCUUCCCAUAUGGAUGCAAACGACGAGCUGAGGAAGCCACUGUUGCUCACAGAAAAGCUUCACGAAGAUGCUUCAGAAAGCAGAGUUAGCUCACCCAUGUACACAUCUCUGGGGGCCGUGAUACCAGCAGGGGAGCAGCAGCAGCAGCCGUCAAAAUCCUCUGUUGCAGAGGAUGCCAAGCGUAAAAGCGGCAGACGAGCUCGGAUGAUGGAUUUUGGGAAGAGGAUGGGAGACAAGCUGGAAGAGAAGAGACGAACUAUCGAAGAGAAAGGGAGGCAUAUCGUGGAAAAGAUGCGAGAAAAUGCUAGGACGAACAGCAUGGAGAGGACUAGUAGUUAGUUUGGGAUUUAGGAUCAGCUGCGGCAGAGUGCACUUAGACUUAUCUUCGUUUUUCCCCCUUGGUUCAUUGCUUGCGAAAUUGUGUACAGCUUGAACACGUAUGCUUUGUAGAGUGCUGCUGCUCUUAUCAACAUUUACGAUUUCACGACAGCUGAGCCUGAACCUGAUUGAUGUGGCAAAUGUGCAUGGAUGGAUGACUGCACUUGCAGCUGCCUUUUAUAUGCAUCAGCCUGCUUGUGGAAUAUGAAAAGGAAAAGGAAAUACAGCCAUCCAGGGCGGGGUCCAUCUCGGCGGCUGGUGUCAGGAGGCGGAAAUGAUAGCGCGGCCCGUGACAAUAGCCUAAGCAAUGGGCAUGAUUGGUUGUCCAAAACUGAGAGACUGUUUAGCUAGUUAUAUAUGUCUAGAUGUGUUGGGUUGAGUUUCUAUUUGUUUGAUUAAAUAUAAGGUCAUAUAAGUGCAUGUAAGAGUUAUAUGUGAUUAGUUGAUCACAUGAAAUUGAUUUUGUGAUAUUAAUAAGUAUGCUUCUCUA